UGUAUGGCUGAUCUCUAUAUCGCAUUUGCCUGAAAGCGAGAUCGGGUGGUGGCAAGUCACGGUGGAGCCCCCUGCCUCCCCGACACUCUGCUGGGGGGGUGGUGUUUUGGGAUGACUGUAUCCUGCCUCUCUCAGAAACAGUUUAAACUUGGGGGGUUUUUUUUGCAGUAGGAUCCCGUGGGACAGCCCAUUACACACCUCAAGCCACACUGGCUUUAGUCUGAGUGUAUGUGCGCAGCUAAUAGAUAUGUCCACCCUGUUGACAGAUCGAUAGAAACAUCUUGGCUGUUCUGUAGCCUUAUUUCACUGCAGACUGCUGCUCUGUAAAACAUGUCUGUUCCUGGAGGAGCAAUUCACCUUGGAGGAAACUGCAUGCCUGACUAACAUAUAAUUGGGUUGGGUAAUAAUUAACCUUGUUUCUGCAUUGUCUCAUCGUAAUUAUAUGAUCUUUGCUUGCUGACUGAGACGUUGGAAUUUCUUCCAAGCAUUCUUCAGAAAUGCAGGUUGCAAAAUCUUUGCAAAGAAAGCUGGGAGAACUUAAAUUAACAUCUAAUUAGUAAAUACAGUAGGUAGUAGGAGACAAAUCUAUAAGAAUCACUACAUGGGUUGUUACAUUUAACACAUUGAUGCUGUUCUAGGUAUCUGACACACCAUUUGUUCCAGAAAUACCAUAUUAGUGGGUCUGAUUGAAAAGCUGAAUAAGUAGUGAGAGACAUUGCACACUCACAAUAUGGGGAUGUAUGUAAAAAGAUUCUUUCGAACCUUAACAUUUCAAAUGGAUUCUGUGGAAAUCCAUUGCAGAAAUUUGCUUGUAGAAAGGUUUGUUUGUGAAUUUGAAGUUCUUAAGCAGUAUUUUAAAACUCUAGGAAUGAGAUUAGGAAUGGUUUCUCUGGUAGAUCUAGUUAUUUUGUUAUUCGAGUAAAACUAGCAAAAGGCAUUGAUGAUGCAGCUUUAAUAAAACCAACCUUGCUAUUUGAAGACUUUUUAAUCCUUUUAGGUUUUCAUACCUUUGUAGCCGAAAAGCACUUUGUAGAAAGAGAGCAUGUAGAAUAUAUGGAAAAUGGUUUCCAUGAAGUCACAGAAAUAGCUGUGGUUUUUUAGGGGUGCCUGCUGUUUUAAAUACCUAAUAAGCAUUUUGUUCUUCUCCUUCAGCUUAACCCAAAUGUAAGUGUAUUUCAGAGAAAAUUUGUGAAUGAAGUAAAGAAGUGUGAAGAAAUGGAAAGAAUACUUGGAUAUUUAGUACAAGAAAUUAAAAAAGCGGAUAUUCCACUUCCUGAAGGAGAUGUUGCUCCUCCUGCUCCCUUGCUGAAACACAUUUUAGAAAUCCAGGAACAGUUGCAGAAGCUGGAGACAGAAUUGAGGGAAGUAACUAAAAACAAAGAAAAGUUGAGGAAAAACCUGCUUGAACUGACGGAAUACACGUGCAUGUUAGAGGUCACGCAAAGAUUUGUCAGGAGAACAGCUGAGUAUGAAUCCCAUUUACAUGCAAAUUAUGAAGAAUUUCCAUCUGUGGAAAACGAGCCGUUAGUGGAUUACAACUGUAUGCACAGAUUGGGUGCCAAGCUGGGAUUCAUAUCUGGGUUAGUUCACAUAGCAAAAGUUGAAGCAUUUGAAAAAAUGCUGUGGAGAGUCUGUAAAGGAUAUACUAUUCUUACCUAUGCAGAGUUGGAUGAAUGUCUGGAAGAUCCAGAUACAGGCGAAACCACAAAAUGGUUUGUUUUUUUAGUGUCCUAUUGGGGUGAACAAAUUGGCCAGAAAGUUAAGAAGAUUUGUGAUUGCUAUCACUGUCAUGUGUAUCCCUAUCCAAAUACCAUGGAGGAGCGCAAGGCAGUUGUUGAAGGACUGAAUGUUCGUAUUCAGGACCUUCAUACUGUGCUGCAUAAAACUGAGGAUUACUUACGCCAAGUCUUGUGCAAAGCAUCUGAAUCCAUCUAUACAUGGGUUAUCCAAGUGAAGAAGAUGAAAGCCAUUUAUCAUGUACUCAACCUGUGUAGUUUUGAUGUCACAAAUAAAUGUUUAAUCGCUGAGGUUUGGUGUCCGGUGGCUGAUCUGCAGAAUUUGCGCCAUGCGUUGGAGGAAGGUUCAAGGAAGAGUGGAGCUGCAAUUUCUUCAUUCAUGAAUACCAUCCCAACAACACAACCUCCUCCAACUUUAAUACGUACCAAUAAAUUCACCUCAGGGUUCCAAAACAUCGUUGAUGCUUAUGGAGUUGGAAACUAUGGGGAAGUUAAUCCAGCUCUCUAUACCAUCAUCACUUUUCCCUUCUUGUUUGCGGUUAUGUUUGGAGACUUUGGGCACGGUCUGCUAAUGUUCAUAUUUGCACUCCUGACCAUAUUGUAUGAAAACCACCCUAGAUUACAAAGAUCACAAGAUGAGAUAAUGAAAAUGUUAUUUGAAGGCCGAUAUGUUAUUUUACUAAUGGGCCUGUUUUCUGUAUACACUGGAUUGAUCUAUAAUGACUGUUUUUCAAAGUCGUUAAAUAUAUUUGGUUCUGGAUGGAAUGUUUCAGCAAUGUUUGAACAGAAGGUUUGGAGUCUUGAGGAUCUGAAGUAUAAUCAAUUUUUAACACUGGAUCCAAAUGUUACUGGUGUAUACAAUGGAGCUUAUCCAUUUGGAAUUGAUCCGAUCUGGAAUUUGGCAAGCAACCGUCUCAGUUUUUUAAAUUCUUUCAAAAUGAAAAUGUCUGUGAUUUUUGGAGUAACUCACAUGACGUUUGGAGUUGUAUUGGGUGUAUUUAACCACUUGCAUUUCAAGAAGAAGUAUAAUAUUUAUUUGGUUUUUCUUCCUGAACUUUUAUUCAUGAUGUGCAUCUUUGGCUACCUUGUGUUUAUGAUCUUCUUUAAAUGGUUAGCGUACUCUGCAGAGGACUCCACAUCUGCUCCUAGUAUUCUGAUUCAGUUUAUUAACAUGUUCCUGUUUACUGGUGGUGAAACGGAGGUCUUCUACACCGGGCAGGUUGCUCUACAGAGGUUUUUACUUAGUAUUGCUUUUCUUUCUGUUCCUGUAAUGCUUUUUGGUAAACCACUUUAUUUAUAUUGGUUGCACAGUGGAGGCCGAGGCAUUAGGAUGUACAGGAGUGGCUACAAGCUAAUUCGAAAAGAAAGUGAAGAAGAACUUUCUCUGCUGAGAACUCAUGAUGUAGAAGAAGGAAGCAGUCAUUCAGACAGUGGGCACCGAGAGGAGGAUGGAGAAGAGCUUAAUUUUGCAGAUAUUUUUAUGAAUCAAGCAAUUCAUACCAUUGAAUAUUGCCUAGGAUGUAUUUCUAAUACAGCCUCAUAUCUGAGACUCUGGGCAUUAAGUCUUGCUCAUGCACAGUUAUCAGAAGUUCUAUGGCAAAUGGUGAUGAGAGUGGGCCUUCGUGUGGAUACAACCUAUGGUGUCUUACUGCUGGUCCCUGUUCUAGCCUUUUUUGCUGUGCUAACAGUUUUUAUUCUUUUGGUCAUGGAGGGGCUUUCUGCUUUUCUCCAUGCUAUACGACUUCACUGGGUGGAAUUUCAGAACAAAUUCUACUCUGGUGGAGGAUACAAGUUUACACCUUUCUCUUUUAAGCACAUUUCUUUACAUUUUAAUAAAGAUGAUACGGCAUAGUUUGGUUGCUGUCAGCAGAAAUGUUUGGAAUUGUCUGCAAAUAAUCAUGUGAUUGGAUCUCACCUGUGAAUGGUUUCCUGUAGGACAAAGUGUUUUUCACUUCUUGCCUUAUAAUGCAGCCAAAUAAUUCUGUAACAUAUACCUCCCAUAGAAAUACAUAGCCAAUUUGGAGCAUCUUGUAAAGUAUACAGAUAUAAAAUGUACAUUUUUCUUGAUAAACUAAUGUUGUAAAUUAAUUUUAUUCUUUAAAAAAAAAAAAAUUGUUACUGCUUGUCCUAAAACCAGUGUAGGUGUGUUUUUUUUGUUGUUGAGGCUGCUUAUUUUCUUGAAUGGUUACUUCUAAGUUAUCUAAAAGACUUUUUAUCAUAUUAAACAUUAAUUACUAAUCACGUACUUAACCAAGCUACCCUCUCAUGGACUUUGGGAACAAUUCAGCAAUGCAACAGAAGCAAUGUAUGUUUUCAGUAUCUAUUCCAGAAGGAUUAUGAAAUGUAAAUUUAUACAUAGCAAUGCAACGUGCUUUUUUUUGGCCAUAUUUAAAAUUGUACUGAAAAUCUUAACUGUUUAUUCUGAGUUCUGCCCAGAGUUAUUACUUGAAAUAGCACUGUGGCUUCUGAAAGAUUUAAUGUUAGGGAAGAAGGCAGGGUUAGAAGUGGAAACUGGAAGUAUUGGCCCUCUUCUUUCCCUGUAGUGAGGAGCUUUCUGCUCCGCGCUGUUCUGCAAGGUGAGUUGUGUGCGGCCCAUCACCUACGCUGACCUCGAUGGCUGAAAGCCUCAGAAAAAGUCUUGUGCUGUCUGGAUGAGGACUCAAAGAAAAGAAUCAAGAAAUUGUUAUCCCAGGUUCUGUUUUUACAGUGUGAUCCCAGGCUGAGUUUCUACUCCUUGGAAUAACUUUGGCACAGGGACCGUGUUUCUGUUUGGCUGUAAGGACAUACAGACAGUGUUACAUGAUGUUGAACCAAAGUUUAUAGCGAAUAGGCGGAAAGAGGUCCUUUUGUAUUAUUUUGUAUCAGUGUGAAAAUGGGGAUAUUACCAUAACGUUUUAACAUCUCUGCUGUAAGA
This is a messenger RNA of Egretta garzetta (little egret), 4650 nucleotides long. RefSeq names its product ATPase H+ transporting V0 subunit a2 (gene ATP6V0A2). Lineage: Eukaryota; Metazoa; Chordata; Aves; Pelecaniformes; Ardeidae. Gene Ontology annotation, biological process: proton transmembrane transport; vacuolar acidification. Bases 1216 to 3588 code for a protein of 790 amino acids. The transcript is spliced from 19 exons. Gene Ontology annotation, cellular component: plasma membrane; vacuolar proton-transporting V-type ATPase complex; vacuolar proton-transporting V-type ATPase, V0 domain. The record is from RefSeq and is a predicted model, not a curated record. Gene Ontology annotation, molecular function: ATPase binding; proton-transporting ATPase activity, rotational mechanism.